CUAAAUCUGCAGGUUAUAUUAUGCUAAGAAAAAGUAUACAGUGUACAAGUAAGUUAGCAACCAUGACUAACAACUGAAACGUCAGCAGUGGGGGAGGAGGAGGAGGAGGAGGGGAGCACGAAGGAAUGAGAAGUCCCAAUAUUUCUAGGUAACAUUUUUAAAGACAAUCCAGGAAACUUUAUACGGGACUCAAGAAAAGGAAGACCCGCAUCCCUUGAAUGACUUUUACAGGCACCAUCAAUACGUCUAAUAGAGACUUCCAAACUCAGACUGUUUCGUGGUGGUGUUCUUUUUUACCUCUUAUUUCUUUUAAAGGAACAAAACCUGGGGCAAGUUGUGCGCUGCGCUUUUUUUCAAAGGCAUAAAUAAUCGUACAGCUUGUCCCAUCCCACACGAUCUGGAAUAUUUUUUUACUGAAAUCUGCCUCUGGAAUAACAACUGCAAACGGGGAGAAGGCGUCUUCAUUUCUAUAUUUCUCAUCGGAAGGCUUUUAUUUUCGAUGUAUUGGCGAACGGAGGAUUUGUACACGCUUUGAAGUAUUUAGGAGGUUACAGACCCGUAGAGCCAGGAAAUGCUCCAGGAAAAAGCCCUGUCUGAGAAUGAGGAAGGGUUUAUAGCCCAAACAGCUGGACAUGUCGAUUCUGCAAAUGGAUCGCCAGUGGUCAGGCUGUCAGGCGGUAGCAGCACCUCACUGGGAAGUCCACAGAACCAAGACACAGAUCAGAGCAUAGAAAACAUCAAAGUAUAUCUCCAUGAAAAGGAACUGUGGAAAAAAUUCAAUGAUGCCAGCACAGAAAUGAUCAUAACGAAGGCAGGCAGGAGAAUGUUCCCUAGUUUUAAGGUUAAGGUAACGGGUAUGAACCCAAAGACCAAAUACAUCCUUCUGAUUGAUAUUGUCCCAGCUGAUGACCAUCGUUACAAAUUCUGUGACAACAAAUGGAUAGUAGCCGGAAAAGCAGAGCCUGCAAUGCCUGGAAGGUUGUAUGUCCACCCUGAUUCGCCUGCAACAGGAGCUCACUGGAUGCGACAGCUGGUUUCAUUUCAGAAGUUAAAGUUAACCAACAACCACCUUGAUCCCUUUGGGCAUAUUAUUCUGAACUCCAUGCAUAAGUAUCAGCCACGGCUCCAUAUUGUGAAAGCAGAUGAAAACAAUGCAUUUGGUUCUAAGAAUACAGCUUUUUGCACUCAUGUUUUUCCAGAAACGGCUUUCAUCUCUGUGACAUCAUAUCAGAAUCAUAAGAUUACACAACUGAAAAUCGAAAACAAUCCAUUUGCCAAAGGAUUCAGAGGGAGCGAUGACAGUGAGCUACGUGUGUCACGUCUACAAAGCAAAGAAUAUCCAGUGAUUUCCAAAAGUAUCAUGAGACAGAGGCUGGUGUCUGCAAGCAGUCAGAUUUCAGCAAAACCAGAUAUUAAUCCACAUCAUAGCAGCAACCAGCCCCUCCAGCAUUUUCAGUAUGAGACCAGCACCCACAUGCAGUUUGCAACACCUGAUACACAGGACUUACCACUCAACUCUUUUGCAACACAACGAGAUUCAGCACUGUUUUACCAUUGCAUCAAGAGAAGAGAGAAUGUUCGACAUCUAGAGCUGCCAUGCAAGCAUUCCUAUCUUGAAGCAUCUCCUUCUGUAGGAAGUGAAGAUCAUUAUUUCUGCUCACCACCUCCCUAUAACCAGCAGAUGUUAAACCCAUCUUACCGGAGUGAAGUUACUACCAGAGAAGCAUGUAUGUAUGCUGGUUCUGGGCCGCAAUUUCCUGGGGGAUCAGCAGUCGAAGAUCAUGCAGCACCUGGUUUGAAUUGCAACAUGUGGACCACUGUUUCACCCUACAACAGCUACAGUGUUCAGACAAUGGAACCUGUGCCCUACCAACCCUUUUCAGCUCAUUUUGCAACCAGCACAAUGAUGUCACGUGUCCCUGCUAUCACUGGUCAGAGCUCACAGCCUGCUGCUGACUCAGACUAUGGUGUGUAUAACCAGCUCUCUCAUCCUUCUCAUCCUCAGAUACAGGAACGGAUUCAACCAUCAGCUGUCUCUAGAGAUCGGGUUCCUCCACCUGCAUGUGAAAGGAAACCACCUUCUCCAGCUUCAAGUGAAAUUUUGUACUCUCAGGGUUUGUCUUUGUCAAGAGAAUCUCUUCUGCAUUACCAUUCUGGUCUAGGAACCAUUGAAAACUGGCCUGAUGGCUGAUGGGGAAGCCUAAGGACAGGAAUCCUUUACAGCUUAAAUUUCAGCAUCAGUACUUACGGGCAGGGACAGCGACUUAACAGUUUUUUUAAAAAAUGAAAUUCCAUUUUCAUGAGAUGAAAUCCAAGAACUAUUCCCACAACUUUUAAGUCUAAUUUCCUGUUAUUACCAUUGCUUCAUUAUAACUUUCCAGUACAUCUAUACUCAUAUAUGCAGAAUUAAAAGAGAAUCUGGGUACUGAAUACUCAAUAAAGCAAGCUGUACUAUAAAUAAUAAACAUGAGAAGUUAUGUAGCCAGUGAUGGAUGAGUGAUGUCACCUAAAAUGCCACAUUCUGUAAAAAGUCUAUGUUUCCAGUACUCAAACCAUCCAAGUUUGGGAUUUACCAGUACUUUACUCAAACAAAGGGGAAAGAUCAGCACCCCUCCUUUUGGGUAUUCUGCAUUUCGAUGUAAAAUAAAUAUACUGAUCCCAAUUAUGACUUUUUGUUUAAAAGUAAUCAGAUCAGAGUCCUCAUGAAGAAUUUUAAAUAUUAUUUAAAUGCUAUAAUUUUAGUGUAUACCUGCUCAAAUAAUAUGUGCUGGCCUACUCCAGCAAAAUGUACAAAGACAGUCAGGUUAUUUAAGGUAGAAGAACUGAUAGAAAGUUGAGACUGCAGGGAUUGCUUGAAGCCUUUGCAUGCAAACUAGUUAACCAGGCUAUACAUGCAGGACAAACAACACAUUUCAGCUUUGCUUUUUUUUCAAUGAAAUAGUUAAUAAAAGAGUUUUAAAUAAUA
Molecule: messenger RNA, 2965 nt
Organism: Protopterus annectens (West African lungfish)
Lineage: Eukaryota; Metazoa; Chordata; Ceratodontiformes; Protopteridae
Gene: TBX4
Product: T-box transcription factor 4
Exons: 9
Coding region: 572-2191 (539 amino acids)
Biological process (GO): angiogenesis; positive regulation of DNA-templated transcription; regulation of transcription by RNA polymerase II
Cellular component (GO): nucleus
Molecular function (GO): DNA-binding transcription factor activity, RNA polymerase II-specific; RNA polymerase II cis-regulatory region sequence-specific DNA binding
Source: RefSeq, a predicted model, not a curated record